UGAACGGUAGUGACGUACUUGUUGUGGAAGUACGUCAUAAGGUUUGAGCCAAAGGCGGCAGUGGUAAGAAAUUUGAAAAUUGCGGGCUUGCCGCUAGCUCACGUUUCGGAUGUAUAACCUGUUAACUUCAGCUCGGGAACCAUGGCCUCGCAUCUUCAUUUAUUACAACACACGAAACCGCAGCUCAAAUCUCCGGCCAAGAUUUUCGCUAGGCUCAAAUCCAAGGUGCAAAAGGAAGCGAUGUGCGCUAAAAACGGCAUCGAUCCGUCGAAUAUCGUUAGAGAGCAGCUCGGGGCUGAAUUAAACUCGCCCAGGAAGAAGAAGCAGAGGAUCUGGAUGACCGAGGAGCUCGAUGAGAAUCAGAGGUUCGGCAGCGAAGCGCAGCCCUUGACUCUCUCACCUAUUAAGAGUCCACAAACAAACUCCCUGUAUUCGUAUUCAGACUUUAUCCGCAAGCCCUUGGAGGAAAUGGGACCUGGAUACACAAGAAGAGAGAAGUCUUUAUUGGAGUCCACAGCCGUGUCUCACACCCACUUUCUGACUAAUCAGAUCCACAAAGACUCUCCUAAGGUCAGUGACUUGGAUCGGUUCAUCAUGUCCAGCAGGACUCCCCAGAAGCUUCAGCCUGUGGACAGUGACCGCAGGAAAACCGUUUCUGAUGAAGAAUGCGCUCCUCUCCACAAACCUGUGUCUCCAGCCAGUGUUUAUUCCCCCAUGGUGAAACGGCUGAGGAAGAGAAAAUGGGAGCAGCAGGAGUUUAACAAAGUCAGCAGCAGCACGAAGGAGGUGAGAAACGAAGGAGCCUGUCAUCCUCAGGAGAGGAAAGCCCCUGCUUUCAGCGAGAACACCCACAGCAUCAGUGUGAACAUCAGAGGAUACUCCGCUGACCGACCAGACGUGAUCCAUGAAGCCAUGUUUUCAAAAAGAAAAUCCAUCGCAGAGACACGCUGUGGUGGUGUUUUGGAAAAAAUUCCUAUAAUGUCUCCGGCUAAGGUGUUUGCGUAUAUGAAGGCGAGAGAAAGCAAAAGGGAACUGCAGGAAGUUCAUAAAAUCAGGAGGGACCUCUUUAAUGCAGAUAACUUCCUUCAGUUUGGAGACAACCAUCUCUCCACACCUCACAGUGUUUCUGAGAGGGAGGACAGCGUGUUCACAAAUACCCCAGAAAGCGAGGUUCCUGUAAACCAGCGUGUAUCAGAGCUAACUGACUGCCAGUCGGCCACCGACCCCUCGGAGAAUACUCCCAGCUCGCCCGCGUCGCUGGAGCCCGUUCUGCUCGAAGACCCUCUCGUACUCAAUUCGCCACAGAUCUCGAUACCGAAGAAUCAAGAGGCCGUGUUCAAACGCAACAAAUCGCCCAAGCAAGCAAAAUUCCCACGUGAGAGUGUGAUUUAUCUCAAAAAGUGGUUCCUGAGGAAGACCUGCAAGGGCCUGUUUGUUGAUGGGAUCUGCAGUGAAGACAACAUACCGUGGAACAGUAACAUCAUUGUGAACAGGGUUUCUAAUUCUGUGAUAAAGACCGUCACCGGCAAGGUUUACAUCCUGGUUGGGAAAAUGAAACUCAAUGUUGAAUCCGACUUUCCCAGGUGGUUUUUGAAAAAGUUUGAAAAAGGUUUUCCUCCUAACUGGAAGGUGUUAUACGAGAAGAUGCUGACGGAGUCGAGAGACAACCGAAGCACAGGAAGAGAGAGGAGCAGUGAACAGAGAGGCAUCAAAUCAAAGCAAAAAUCUCAGGCCUCUCACAUCAAAAGCUCUGUGAAGCAGCACAGACAGGAGUCCUUUAAGACGCCUGAAUCCUGCCCUCCCAUCUCCUCCGCCUUCUCCAGUAUGAAAGUUUCUCGAAGUGGUCGAGUGAUCAAGCCACCUCUGGAGUACUGGAAAGGAGGCCGAGUCAUUUUAGAUGCAUUCAUGAAUGUUACCAUCCAUAAAUGUUACGAUAGGGCCAUCUGCAAUCCUGUCAAUACAACAGUGUCUGCAAGGACAUCACAGGAGCCCGUCCAUGCGACCCUGCCCUGCAGUGAAGGUGAAAAAGAGGCAUCAGUACCGCUGAGGAGGGUCAAGGCUCCUCUUCACAGACGUAACAGAGUCGAGACUAACCCAGACGACAAGCCCUCUGAUUCCCUUGAACCUGUUGCGGAGCCACUUGGGAGCCCCAAGAAGAGGGCUGGUAGAAUAAUGAGAUCUGGCCAAAGGUGUCCUGCUAAAGAAAGAGAAUUGCACAUGGGCGCUGUCCCAAAACAGCAAAGUGACAAUGGAAAGUCUUCAGCAAAGAGGCCACAAAAACAGUCACAGAGCAGUUGUAGGGCUUCAGCAAAAUUAACUAAAAGUAAACAGACUGUCAUAAAUUCCCCUGAAUCUCCUCCAGUUAAAAUAUUACAGCCACUGGCAUCAGAUGAUGAGUUAUCCAAUACGAGAAAGAAGCGCGGGAAAGGAGGAUACAGUAAAAACAGCAGGAACGCUCAUAAAAAGUCACAUUCAAAACACAAAUCUUCAUCAAGCAAGUCAUUGGAGUCCUUUGAGGAGCAAAAGGGAAACAAAGAGUAUUCAGCACAGAAGUCACAAAAACACAGGUCACAUGGCACUCGCAGGCCUUUGGCAAGAGCAACUACUAGAAAACAAACUGUCAUAAAUUCCCCAGAAUCUCCUCCAGUAAAUGAUGAAAUAUCACAGCAUCUGUCAUCAGAGGAUGAGUUACUCAUGAGGAGAAAGAAGCGCGGGAAAGGAGGAUACAGUAAAAACAGCAGGAACGCUCAUGAAAAGUCACAUUCAAAACACAAAUCUUCAUCAAGCAAGUCAUCGGAGUGCUUUGAGGAGCAAAAGGGAAACAAAGAGUAUUCAGCACAGAAGUCACAAAAACACAGGUCACAUGGCACUCGCAGGCCUUUGGCAAGAGCAACUACUAGAAAACAAACUGUCAUAAAUUCCCCAGAAUCUCCUCCAGUAAAUGAUGAAAUAUCACAGCAUCUGUCAUCAGAGGAUGAGUUACUCAUGAGGAGAAAGAAGCGAGGGAAAGGAGUUUACAGUAAUAACAGUAAAAAUGCUUGUAUCAAGUCACAGCCAAAACAUGUGUCUUCAUCCAACAAGUCAGAGGAUUCGGGUUACUUGACGAGGCGCAAACAAAAACAGAAGUCCAGCAAAUGCGCCAAAGCACCCGCAAAGCCUUCGCCUGAGCCGACACAACCCAGCAAGAAACCCGGUACCAAGAAGAGCAACACACAGCAGGAGCACUAUGAGGACAAGUGGACCGAGGCGGAGCUUAUGAGACUACAAGAGGCCGUGUCCUUCUAUACGAAGCACGUGGCAAAUUACUGGGCAAAGGUAGCAAGGAUGGUAGGAACCCGUUCUGCAGAGGAGUGCAACAGCCAGCACACAUCCCGGGCAGCAUCGCACACUGCUGCUAAAAAAGCCACGAGACCCAAAAAGGAAAAGGUGGAGCCGCCCAAAGCUCCAGCAGAUCACCCUGUGAUAUCAGCCCGAGUGGGAACCUUAAAGAGAAAACAGCAAGUGCGUCAGUUUCUGGAGACGAUGCCCAGAGAAGAUGUUGACGAUGUUUUCAGCUCUGCGUACAUGCAGAAUAAAUGCUUUGAGCUCCCCUCCUUCCAUUCUGAUGACGAGGAACACUUAGCGGUAUCGAACCUGGGAGCCUUGACCCCAAUGUCGACACUUUUACCCGAAGUAAAGACUCCUCAGUGUCUGCAUAUCACUCCAGGCAUGAUGGGCUCUCCAAACAGGGACAAUGACGACAAAUACGUGUAUCAGCUGCAGAAGAGGAUAAAAAAGCAUCAGUUUAAUGCCUUCAAGGACCCACCUCCUUUAAAGAGCUUCACACCCACACCGUCAGUUAAAAGAACAAUGAGAAGAUGUGGCAACACGGAAAACGAUACCUUUGUGGUUUGGGAGAUGUUCCCAGGAAACGAUGAGGCGCUGUCUGAGAGCGGAGAAGAGGAGGAUUUCUACUUCUCAGAUAACAACUGAUCAAAGUCAGAGCUGAAAUGUCACGUUUAUUUAGAUUAUUCAAAUCUGGAAUUCUUGAAUUCAAGUUGGCAGAGGACAGAUGGGACCCCCUUCCCCCCUCCGAGAUGGAUCACUCUUCCUCAGCACUUGAGUUUGAAGCAAACACUUCAAAUGUUCAACAAAAAUGAAAAAAAUUUUUGUGUUUGGCUAACGUGGGUUAUUGUAAAUUUAAUAUUUACAAAUGUAAAAACAGUUUUACAGUACAUGCUUGUAUAUACCAUUUUUGUGCAGUCUUUUCUUUUU
Molecule: messenger RNA, 4254 nt
Organism: Archocentrus centrarchus (flier cichlid)
Lineage: Eukaryota; Metazoa; Chordata; Actinopteri; Cichliformes; Cichlidae
Gene: mis18bp1
Product: MIS18 binding protein 1
Exons: 16
Coding region: 142-3972 (1276 amino acids)
Cellular component (GO): chromosome, centromeric region
Source: RefSeq, a predicted model, not a curated record